Molecule: messenger RNA, 1023 nt
Organism: Lizanozyma spartinae
Lineage: Eukaryota; Fungi; Ascomycota; Pichiomycetes; Serinales; Debaryomycetaceae
Exons: 1
Coding region: 1-1023 (340 amino acids)
Source: RefSeq, a predicted model, not a curated record
AUGUCAGAAUUAUAUACAACCGAAAUUCUCUACGCCGAUGCCUGUGGUAAUCGUGCGAAGGGAUCAACCAUUCACCCAAAGCAGCCAUUAAAGAUAGCCUAUAGAAAGUUCACACCUACGGCGACCAAAAAAUCCAGUAAACGGCUUGUGAAUUUAUUCUUCGUUCAUGGAAAUGGGAUGAACAAAGGAAUAUGGACAGUCCACAUUCGAGAACUCUUCCAACGGUUCAAUGGUAGCACGGAUUCCAACACUACAAUAAAUACAGCUGUUGCAAUGGAUGUGUUUAACCAAGGUGAUUCUGCCGUGGCUAAUAUUGGGAAAGCUGGCUACAACCAUGACUGGAAAGAUUCUGCUAGAGAUGUCAUAUCCAUUAUGGAGAAUGAAGAACGUGAGUCGUUUGUUUCUACUCCUAAUGUUGUUAAUAUAUUGGCAGGCCAUUCUAUGGGUGGACAUAUUGUUCUUGUGGCUGCUAGUUAUGCUCCACAUAUAGUAGGUGCGACUAUCCCCAUAAACCCAGUAGUGAAUAUACCAGAACAAGGCCAUUACACCUUCACCAAUUGGUUCAAAGCAGGUUAUUUGAGAGACACAUUUUCAGACCACCAGGAUUAUCGUGGGUUUAUUAAUGGUAAGUCCUUUUUCCAAACCUUUGAUCCUGUCGUAUUGAAAGAAAUGCUAGGCGAUGAUGAACAAGUGUGUGAAGAUGGCCAGAUAAGGUUGAAGUCCAACACCAUCUCACAACUAGUCAACUACAACUCAAUGAGGGAUAACUUAGACGAAAGUGAUGAGUGCUAUGCUGAGAUACGCACGCCUGUUGUAUAUGUGACCUCCGAACUAGACUUUAAUCAUUAUAGUUCGGAGUUUAUGCGGAAUUUGAUAACCAAGUCUCGGUUCGAGCACAUCCAUCUACCAUUUGGAAGACAUGUGGUUCAUGCUGAAAGCCCUUAUGCCAUAGUUGACAUAAUCCAGAACACUAUAGGUUCUCUUGUGAGACAGAACUCGUCACCAAGCCCCAUAAAAAUAUAG